AUGGAGCCUCUUAACGUUGGAACCGGCGAGUACACCACAGGAUUCGUCGGUGGUGGUGCUUCCGGAUCAGACAAGAAGGUCGGUGUCGUCGGCCUCUCCAUGUUCGACCUGCGCCGGAGAGGCAAGGUCGGCAAGCUGAGCAUGGCCGGCGUCAACGGCAAGAAGUUUCCCGCCAUAAGGGAACACUUGCAGAAGAACAUCACCGAGGUCUACAACAACCUGGACACCUCCUUCGAGUCCUUCCCCGCCAACGACGCCGUCGAACCGGACGCCUACAAGACGGCCAUCGACGCCCUCAAGCCCGGCGACGCCAUCACCAUCUUCACCCCGGACACCACCCACUUCCCCAUCGCCCUCUACGCCAUCGAGCGCGGCAUCCACGUCAUGAUCACCAAGCCCGCCACCAAGCUCCUCGCGCACCACCUGCAGCUCAUCGACGCCGCCCGCAAGCACGGCGUCUUCGUCUUUGUCGAGCACCACAAGCGCUUCGACCCGGCCUACUCGGACGCCCGCUUCAAGGCCCAGAAGCUCGGCGACUUCAACUACUUCUACAGCUACAUGUCCCAGCCCAAGUCCCAGCUCGAGACCUUCAAGGCCUGGGCGGGCGUCGACUCGGACAUCUCGUACUACCUCAACAGCCACCACGUCGACAUCUGCGACUCGAUGGUCUCGGGCGCCGGCUACGUGCCCGUCAAGGUCUCGGCCUCGGCCUCCAAGGGCGUCGCCGUGGGGCUCGGCUGCCACGCCGCCACCGAGGACACCAUCUCCCUGCUCGUCCACUGGGAGAAGCGCGGCGACCCCUCCAAGCGCGCCACGGGCGUCUACACGGCCUCGUGGACGGCGCCCCAGCGUGCCGGCGUCCACUCGAACCAGUACUUCCACUACCUCGCCCAGAACGGCGAGAUCCGCGUCGACCAGGCCAAGCGCGGCUACGACGUCGCCGACGACGCCGCCGGCCAGCUCAUGUGGUACAACCCCUUCUACAUGAAGUACGCGCCCGACGAGGACGGCAACUUUGGCGGCCAGGGCGGCUACGGCUACGUCUCCAUGGAGAAGUUUGUCGACGGCUGCCGCGCCGUCAACGCCGGCCGCCUCAAGCCCGCCGACCUCGACGCCAAGGGCCUACCGACGCUGGCCAACACCGUCGCCACGACGGCCAUCCUCGAGGCCGGCAGGAGGAGCAUCGACGAGAAUAGGGAGGUCAGGAUCGAGACCCAGGACGGCGUGUGGAAACUGGUUUGA
Messenger RNA from Thyridium curvatum, 1242 nucleotides. RefSeq lists its product as uncharacterized. The record is from RefSeq and is a predicted model, not a curated record. Gene Ontology annotation, molecular function: oxidoreductase activity; nucleotide binding. Bases 1 to 1242 code for a protein of 413 amino acids. Gene Ontology annotation, biological process: NADPH regeneration. Lineage: Eukaryota; Fungi; Ascomycota; Sordariomycetes; Thyridiales; Thyridiaceae. The transcript is spliced from 3 exons. Gene Ontology annotation, cellular component: cytoplasm.